Messenger RNA from Melanotaenia boesemani (Boeseman's rainbowfish), 1298 nucleotides. It is a transcript of the gene hoxb13a, whose product is annotated as homeobox B13a. The coding region runs from base 1 to 975 and encodes 324 amino acids. The transcript is spliced from 2 exons. Gene Ontology annotation, molecular function: DNA-binding transcription factor activity, RNA polymerase II-specific; RNA polymerase II cis-regulatory region sequence-specific DNA binding. The record is from RefSeq and is a predicted model, not a curated record. Gene Ontology annotation, biological process: regulation of transcription by RNA polymerase II. NCBI's taxonomy places the organism in Eukaryota, Metazoa, Chordata, Actinopteri, Atheriniformes, Melanotaeniidae.
AUGACCUCCUCUCUGGUCCUGAACCCUCGCUGGCCAGCGGAAACGGUCAUGUUCGUGUAUGACAACAACCUGGACGACCUGAACAAAAACAUGGAGGGGCUCGUGGGCGGCGGAAACUUCGCUGCGGCCACUGCGGCGAGCCAGUGCCGCAACAUCAUGGCGCAUUCCGCGGCUGCUGCGGCUCUCGGGGGGCACGCCUCUGGCCUGGUGCAUUCUUCAGCCGGUUAUUCCUCAGUGGACGUUUCCACUUCGUGCGCCACUGAGACGGCUCCAUCUUCAGGGAAGCAGUGCUCAACUGGACCGUGUCCGGCGGCCGCCAUGCCGCACCAAAGCUCCUCCGCUGCGGCCGCGCUGCCCUACAGCUACUUCGGUAAUGGGUACUAUCCGUGCAGGAUGGGUCGGAGCUCCUUGAAAUCGUGCACCCAAGCUGCCGGGGCCACGCUCAGCUCGCAGUACAUGGACACAACAGUGGGCUCUGAUGAAUACUCAAACCACAGGGCAAAGGAGUUCGCCUUCUACCACGGCUAUGCCAGCCCUUACCAGUCCAUGGCCAGUUACCUUGACGUGUCGGUGGUCCAAACCCUGGGCACGGGGGAGCCCCGCCAUGACACCCUGCUCCCAAUGGACAGCUACCAGUCAUGGGCUCUGACUAACGGCUGGGGAGGACAGAUGUACUGCUCCAAGGACCAGGCGCAGGCCGGACACCUCUGGAAGUCCGCUCUUGCUGAUGUGGUCGCGCACCAGCACGACGGCUCGCCUUUCCGUCGGGGUCGGAAGAAGCGGAUCCCGUACACCAAGGUCCAGCUGAAGGAGCUGGAGAAAGAAUAUGCAGCCAAUAAGUUCAUCACCAAGGACAAGAGGAGGAAGAUCUCUGCCGUGACCAACCUAUCGGAGCGGCAGAUCACCAUCUGGUUCCAGAACAGGCGCGUGAAGGAAAAGAAGUUUGUGGCCAAAGUGAAGAGCAGCGCGCCGUAAGCAGCAGGUUCCGCUGCUGUUUGGAUAGUUUGGUGGAGGCACCAGGCGGAUCUGAAGUUUCACAGCUGAAACAGGACGGAAAAAAGGAAAAUAAAAUGGACUUUCUGAGGAAAUGGGAGUGCGUGGGGAAACGAGUCCUACAACAGACGGAGGAAAACAGAGACUCCUGAUCCAGAGAUGAAUCUUUGUAAAUACAGCACUGUAACUGUCCGUGUUCUCUGUGUUAGUGUCUGUCAACCCCUAUAACCCAAAGUACAUUUUCUCUCCAUUUUCUUUUUAAAUCAGUAAUCCAAAUAUGGUGGAAUACAUAAUAAAUAAAUUUA